GCUGCUUUGCUUGGGUUGAGAUGUUAUAUAUGGUACUCUGGCUUAUAUAUUUCGUUGUAUGCGUUCUUUGAGAUGAUAACAUUCGGGAAUUGGAUGAUAGGUGGCUUGUGUUUUAAUGUUCCAACUUCAGCAAGAUGAUUUUCCUGUGGACACCCAUGUGUUUGAGAUUGCAAAGGCUAUGGCUUGGGUUCCAGUUGGAGCAGACAUGAAUACGACAUAUCUUCAUCUUAACCAAUGGAUACCAGAUGAACUUAAAUUUGAUCUGAACUGCCUUCUGUAUACACAUGGUAAGCUCUGCCGCAAGUGCAUCAAGAAAGGAGGUAGCACUGGUAAGCAGCAAGAAAAGGAAUACGAGGAUAUCAAUUCCAACUUCAUGUAUGCAAUCUGCAAUGAAGUCGUGUAAUCAACACUAGUACAUAAUGGACUAGUUAUUAGCCAUGAUGCAGUUUUCUCUGCGUCUACAACUUUG
Messenger RNA from Rosa chinensis, 469 nucleotides. RefSeq names its product putative DNA glycosylase At3g47830. The record is from RefSeq and is a predicted model, not a curated record. Gene Ontology annotation, biological process: DNA repair. The coding region runs from base 116 to 403 and encodes 95 amino acids. Gene Ontology annotation, molecular function: catalytic activity. Lineage: Eukaryota; Viridiplantae; Streptophyta; Magnoliopsida; Rosales; Rosaceae. The transcript is spliced from 2 exons.